GACUUUAUAAAAUGGCAGCGCCCAUGAGCUCAGGCGACGAAAAAUCCGAUACAGAUGCAAUACCUGAUUAUCUUGAUCCGACAUCAGCAAGUUUUGAUCCGCUGAAGGCGCUUUACAGUCCCAUAGACCCUUUCCCUCAUAUUCCAUCAAGGCAAUUUAAUAAUCUUGCUCAAUUUCAAAAUUUUAUAGAAGGCAAAGAUGCACAAACACGUAAGGCGAAUGAACAGAAAAAGAAGUCAGGUGGCCAACAGGGUACUAUAACUGGUUUAGCAAAGUUGAGGGCUCAGGCACACGAAGCGGAACAAGAAAGAAAAGCCGCAAUAACAAAAAAGUAUGCAGGUCCAGCAGAGAGAUCUAUUACACAGGCGAAACGAAAGAACAUGCGCACAGUUUUUACGAAAAUGCAAGGAUAUAAGAAGGGACCACUGAAUGUGUUAAGACUUUGCGUAAAUGACAAACUGCGAGUGACUGUCCUCAUCCGUGCAGCAGUGUCAGUCAGGAGCAGAUGUCGGGGAUAUCUUGUUGCAUUCGACAAACAUUUCAAUAUGGCAUUAAUGGAUGUAGAUGAAACCUUCAUUAGACCAGCUCCAAAAAGAAAGGGCAUUGACAAGAAAGGCAAACAGACAGAGGCGGUCUCAUCUAUUUGCAAGGACAGUGAUAGAACAAAAUCGUCAGCUAAGGCAGUAAGAGUGAAAAGUGAAAGUGAAAAUAGAGACAAACAAGGGUCUGAUCUGAGAAAGAAAAUUGAUGAAAACAUGGAGAAAUCAGACAGAAGGUCAUUAAUAGAUCACAUAAAAGAAAAUGAGGAUAAGGAAUCGAGUCAAGGACAAAGGUUUUCUAGAAAGCUGUAUGACAGCAAAGAGGCUACUGAAGGUUAUAGAACAUCAUCUGACAGUAGAUAUGUAAUACCUAGGAAAGGUGACAAUUCAGAUUUCAGUUAUCAGAGAGAUAGAAGUGAUUCAGAAGGCAGAAAAGAUCACAGAUCAUCAUCAGGCAGUAGAAGAGCCAUUGACAAAUCAGAGAGUAGAAAUUCUUAUAGGUCAUCUUCUAAUGAUGGUCAAGUUGGUGAAAGGAGUAAAACCAAUCAAAGGUCAUCAUCAUAUGAUAAAAGGGGUAAAGGGUUAGACCAAAGAUGGGAAGAACAUAAUAUCAGGGGUAAAGAACAUGCAAAAGAGAGGGGAAAAGAACAUGAUAAACAGAAAAUGAGAGAGCCCAUGGAUGACAAACUUAAUUCUUCUACUGCUUCAAUAGCCUCAAAAAUUGGAAUGAUAGAUCUGAGAGAGAAACUGAAGAAAAAUCGUCUUAAAGAUUCAGGUGCCAGCCAGUGCAUGUCUGAUAGUGAGAACAAUCCUUCAACAUCUAGACCAGAGCAUUCAGUUUCAGAUAGUGAAAGUGGAAAACAGCAAAAGGAAGAGAGUAUUAGAAGCUACAGUGAUAAGUGCUUUGUCUCAGAUAGUGAAAGUAGAAAACAUAUAAAAGAAGAGAGUAGUAAAUGCUCCAAUGAUAAAACAGAAAUGAGUUCUGGUCUGUUUUGGCCAAAGUAUAAAAAAUGGACUGAAGACAGGUGCUAUGCAGAAUAUGAGAUCGUUGAGAGACAUGUAAAUCAGUUAUUUAUUCGUGGGGAUAAUGUGGUCAGUAUACAUGUUGAGGAUUUUUAGUGUCUAUCUUUAGGACAUUUGGAAAGUGGAUAGUUACAAGGUUUUGUUAAGAUUUUCAUUUUCACAUAAAAGAUUAAAUGUAACAUGCCGUAUAAAUCAAUAUUAAAAAAGUUUGGAAAAAUUAUGCGAUUAAUAAUGGAGCCAUGUGGUUUGUCUGAUAUUUGCUGACUGAUGUUACAAUACAUUUCAAUUCGGAGUAGAUGUAAAUAUUGCAAUUAGCUCAUAAACAUGAUUCAAUAUGAAAGUAUUUUUUUCAGAAUUGUCUUGUAUGUAACAUGUAAAAUGCUGAAAUUGAAAUAAUUCACUUGAUAAAAAGCUCACAAAAUAAAAGGUAUUAACAUUUAUAACAUA
Molecule: messenger RNA, 2009 nt
Organism: Dreissena polymorpha
Lineage: Eukaryota; Metazoa; Mollusca; Bivalvia; Myida; Dreissenidae
Product: zinc finger CCCH domain-containing protein 13-like
Exons: 4
Coding region: 12-1658 (548 amino acids)
Biological process (GO): mRNA 3'-end processing by stem-loop binding and cleavage
Cellular component (GO): U7 snRNP
Molecular function (GO): U7 snRNA binding
Source: RefSeq, a predicted model, not a curated record